This is a messenger RNA of Bipolaris maydis ATCC 48331, 1824 nucleotides long. The record is from RefSeq and is a predicted model, not a curated record. NCBI's taxonomy places the organism in Eukaryota, Fungi, Ascomycota, Dothideomycetes, Pleosporales, Pleosporaceae.
GCCUUACUUGCGAUUUCCGCCCAGUCUUUAUCUGCGAUCAAAGACAAGAAGUACACCAGACCUCCACACUCAAGCGUCACGCUCUCCCAGCACACCACUCACGUCAAGCUCGCCCUUACCACCCCACCACCACGAGUCACAUCCGUCAAUCCCUUUCUCACACCUGUUGCUCCCGGUACAGGAGCCUCUCAAGGGUCAAGUACUUUAUACGACGUAGAGAGGAAUGCAUCUUUUAUGGAUGACCGCUUGGUUGCACCUUACGAAGAAAAGGGAAUGGCAUCCUGGCCAUUGGUGUGCGAUCAAAAAGAACCAGACGAUGAAAUGCAUUUGCCUCGCGAUGACGAUGACAUACGAUUUAGGCCAAGGAUAAGGGACUACUUUACUAAGGACAGCAUCGUCUCCACCAUCGGAUUGGUCCUUGUGAUAUCUGGGCUGAUGUUCAUAUUUGUCGGAUUACCCGUCCUCUCUGCCGUGGGUCUCAUUGAUUAUAAUUCGGCAUAUGGUAUGCCGCUGAGUAUGUUGCCCUACUAUUGGGUACCUCAUACCUGGGCUACAGUGAAUAACAGACGAUACCCGCUGCUGGUUAACACGAGAAAAGGCCUGAUCGACCCCGACACGCCCAAGACCGUGAAGACGAGAAAGGGCGAACACGGUGACGAUUACAUACUCGUAUUUAGCGACGAAUUCAACGAGGACGACCGGUCAUUCUAUGAAGGAGAUGAUCCUUACUUCUUCGCCCCCAAUAUCUGGUACGGAGCCACGCAAGACCUCGAGUGGUAUGACGCCGAUGCUGUGACCACUAGUCAUGGAUCGCUUCAAAUGCGCUUGGAAGAGUUCUUCAACCAUGAACUCAAGUUCAGGUCAGGCAUGUUGAAUAGCUGGAACCAAUUGUGCUUCAAAGGGGGCAUCUUUGAGGUUUCGGUAUCCUUGCCUGGGCCAGCAGGUGUUCAAGGACUUUGGCCUGGCGCAUGGACAAUGGGCAAUCUUGGUCGACCUGGAUAUCUAAGUACCACGGACGGACUUUGGCCCUAUACUUAUCAAGCCUGUGAUGCUGGCAUCACACCCAAUCAGUCCAGCCCUGAUGGACUGUCUCACCUACCUGGCCAACGACUUCCAUCAUGCACCUGUCCAGGUGAAGAUCAUCCCACACCUGGAACCGGAAGAGGUGCGCCAGAAAUCGAUGUCAUUGAAGCAGGAGCUUUCCCAGGCUACCCAGGACCUCAAGGAUUGCCCAUAGCAACGCAAAGUUACCAAGUUGCCCCGUUCGAUAUCAACUACUACCCAAACUAUAACUUCACGGCGUUUCCAGACCUGACUUUGAGUGGGUUGAACACGUAUACCGGUGGUCCCUUCCAGCAGGCCAUCUCUGCGACGACGGUGCUCAACAAAGACUGGUACGACAAUAAGCAAUACCAGCGAUUCUCCUUUGAAUAUGUGCCCGGACAGGGUAAAGAGGCCUACAUAUUGUGGAAAGUAGGCGAUCAGACAAUGUUCUUGCUGGAUGGCCGGGCGAUUGGAGCCAAUGGCAAUAUACAAGCCCGUCAGAUAUCGGAAGAACCUAUGUCACUGGUUCUCAAUCUCGGUUUCAGUAAUUCGUGGACGUAUAUCGACUGGAAGAACUUGGUGUUUCCGACAACAAUGCAUGUCGACUAUGUGAGAUGGUACCAGAAGAAGGGCGAGAAAAUGGUGACGUGCAAUCCUCCAGGCUUCGAAACGACAGAAUACAUUGAGAAGCAUGCAAAAGCCUACCAAAACCCAAACUACACUUUGUGGGACCAAACGGGCUAUGUCUGGCCCAAAAAUCAGCUCAACAGCGAGUGCUGA